Molecule: messenger RNA, 312 nt
Organism: Prorocentrum cordatum
Lineage: Eukaryota; Dinophyceae; Prorocentrales; Prorocentraceae
Source: the annotation of a GenBank genome assembly
GAGGCUCCGGACGGCGCCAGCCCGCAGCCGGCCGGCGGGGCCGAGAGCCCCGCGCGCGGCAGCCUCGGCGAGCAGGCGGACGAUGAGUGGGUGGUGGCGGAGGACGCGUGCACCCUGGAUGCGGUGGGCAGCACCAUGAAGCUCCCGACCUCGUUGUAUUCUCGCCUCGGCUAUGGCUACCAACGGCAGGGCGUUACUUGGAUGCUGAAGUUGUUUCAAAAGGAGAGCGGCGGUAUCCUCGCGGACGAGAUGGGCCUGGGUAAGACGGUGCAGUGCGCGGCGUUCCUUGCGAGCCUCCGCUUCUCCCACCAG